Molecule: messenger RNA, 2205 nt
Organism: Carassius carassius (crucian carp)
Lineage: Eukaryota; Metazoa; Chordata; Actinopteri; Cypriniformes; Cyprinidae
Product: zinc finger and BTB domain-containing protein 7C-like
Exons: 3
Coding region: 250-2130 (626 amino acids)
Biological process (GO): regulation of transcription by RNA polymerase II
Molecular function (GO): RNA polymerase II cis-regulatory region sequence-specific DNA binding; DNA-binding transcription factor activity, RNA polymerase II-specific; protein binding
Source: RefSeq, a predicted model, not a curated record
CCUGUCAGAGUCCACACAAACCUCUCCGUCUGUCCGCGUGCGCCGUUGUUUUGGGCUUGUAGUUGGAUGCUCAGCUGUGUUUUUUGUGAAUGGAGAGUAGACGCUCGGGAAGACGGGAUGGACAGAUGUCUUCACGUCCCUCAGAGACGGAGAUGAGACAGGCUCGGAUCUGAAACGACACUUAGACCUGGAGUAAAUCAGCCGUACAGUAACACACACCUGAGGAUCUGGACCGACCCCUCGGAGAGGAUGGCACACACAGACGAGGACCUGAUCGGAAUCCCCUUCCCGAACCACAGUAAUGACGUCCUGUGCAGUCUUAAUGAGCAGCGGCGGGACGGGCUGCUUUGUGACGUCAUCCUAGUGGUCCAGGACCAGGAGUAUCGCACCCAUCGCUCCGUCCUGGCCGCCUGCAGCCAGUACUUCAAAAAGCUCUUCACGGUGGCCACCGGCUCCAGCCAGGACUCCAACCAACACGCCAUCUACGAGCUGGACUUCGUGGCUCCGGAAUCGCUGACGGCCAUUCUAGAGUUCGCAUACACAUCGACGCUGACGAUAACUGCAUCCAACGUCAAGGAGAUCCUGAGCGCCGCCAGGCUCCUGGAAAUUCCCUGCAUUAUAAACGUGUGUCUGGAAAUCAUGGACACGGGAGGAGGUGGAGGAGACGGACCCCCGGAAGGAGAGGAGUUUGAAGGGGAGGACGAUGAGGAUGAGGACGAAGAAGACGAGGAGGAAAUGGAAGAAGAGGUCAACUCCAAAGAUGGAGAAUUUGAGGACAACAAUAGCGAGAAAUCCACUCAAGGGGCUGAAAACCAAGAGGAACCGAAAGUUUGGGAGGACGGGAGGACAGACAGCCCACCAUGCAGCUCCCAACAAGGGGCGCCGAUGACAGACCGGGAUGGCCAAGAAACCCAAAGACACAAAUCGGACAAUCCGGAAGCCCAGAAACCCAGAGGUCCGGAGGGAUUGGAGGGACGGGCACUGAAAGACUUCUCGAUAGAGUCCUUACUUCAAGAGGGACUCUAUCCGAAAGUGCCAGGUCGAGAAAGAGGCACCAGAUUCUCGCCCCUUCUCCCAGGCUUCUAUCCUCCCAUAUGGGCAGCAGAAUUCCCAGGCUACCCUCAGAUUCUGGAGCCACAGGAUCCUUCCCACCGUUUUCCCAAUGCUUCGUUGGAAAACGGCCCUUUGGACCUUGCAGUCAAGAAAGAAAUCAUCAAAGAAGAGCUGAAGGAUGAGCCUUCAAACCCUGUCCUCCACAGAGACUUCCUCAACGACUUCAUGAGUUCAGGGUUGGGAAUAACUUCCGACCCCGCUCUCGGAACGAUCAAAGAGGGAGCGGACCUGAGGUCCUACCUGAGUUUUCUUUCCGCUUCUCAUCUCGGGACGCUGUUUCCUCCGUGGCAGCUGGAGGAGGAGAGGAAGAUGAAGCCCAAGGCGUCACAGCAGUGCCCCAUCUGCAACAAGGUGAUUCAGGGAGCGGGAAAGCUGCCACGGCACAUGAGAACACACACCGGAGAGAAGCCCUACAUGUGCACCAUCUGCGAGGUCCGCUUCACCAGGCAAGACAAAUUGAAGAUUCACAUGCGCAAGCACACCGGCGAGAGGCCAUACAUCUGCCUGCACUGCAACUCUAAGUUCGUUCACAACUACGACCUGAAGAACCACUUGCGCAUCCACACCGGCGUGCGGCCGUAUCAAUGUGAGCACUGCUACAAGAGCUUCACACGCUCCGACCACCUUCACAGGCACAUCAAGCGUCAGAGCUGCCGCGUCUCACGCCCACGACGAGGACGAAAACCCUCCACCUGGAGGUCUACCAACUUCCUCUUCUCUCCAGAUCCCAACGCCCUCCAGGCAGACAGGACCAUGCGGCUCCCAGCCACCGGUGGCGCCCCCUUGCUGGCGAAAGAGCAGCCUACGGGAGGAAAAACGCUGGAGGAUGUCAAAGGUGACAGCCGGGAGACGGACAGAAAGCUCAUCUCAGAGGAUGCGAACAGGAAACGGGGCGUGUUUGCUUUCACUGUGGCGAGGGAGGACAUUCUGCCACACCCGGCCUUCUAUUCAGUGACCUCUGACCCCUGGGCCGUGAGACUGGAACGAGCUCCGCCCAUUCCCGAGGCCGCAAAGUGACUUUUGUUAAUUCCCUGAAACAGCCGCUCGCCUUGAACGCCACAAAGUCUUUACGAACCGGGUUCAGACUCUGUA